Rotaria socialis is the source of this 1101-nucleotide messenger RNA. NCBI's taxonomy places the organism in Eukaryota, Metazoa, Rotifera, Eurotatoria, Philodinida, Philodinidae. The record is from the annotation of a GenBank genome assembly.
AUGUCGUCAACACCUAUUACUUCUGAAAAUUCAUCAUCAUCUCGUGGUCAAUCGGCGAAUCAAGUAACUGCAGCGAAAACGUCUCGUCCACCGUCUGCAGCGAAAACGUCUCGUCCACCGUCUGCAGCGAAAACGUCUCGUCCAUCGUCUGCAGUGAAAACGUCUCGUCCAUCGUCUGCAGUGAAAACGUCUCGUCCACCGUCUGCAUCGCUAAAACCGGCGGAAAAUGAUACGACCACAGUGACACCGGAAGUCACUACUAAUGAUAAUGAUGCAUCAUCAGAUGUUUCUGUUGAUGGAAAAGAAGUAACUUCUUCGUCUGAAUGCCCACCAUCAGUAAAAGCUGCUGCCAGUGGGUCUCGCCCGGGUUCAGGUAUACAUCCGCAAUCAGCAGCAAAGAAUGAUCUUACUUCUAAUACAGUCACGGAUUCAACAAAUGCUGAGAAAAAGUCUUCACGACUACCUUCGGCUAAUUCAAAAGUCGAUGAAUCAAAUACACAUGGUUAUACUAUUAAUGUAGCCAGUCCACGACCACCAUCAGGAUCUACAAAAGUUGACCAACCAAGUACAGUUGCACCAGUUAAUUCACGACCACCUUCUCCAAAUCUAAUAGCAAGCGAAUCCACUACGAACGACUCGGCUACUAUCACGCCAGGUUCGAGACCAACAACAGGUAGUCAAACAACCGAUAUAACUAGACGGAGUGAUUCUACUGAUCCGACUACGACGAUAGGUGCACGACCACAAUCGGCCACUCAAAAUACAGUUCCAACAAACUCCAGACCACCAUCGGUACGUGUAAAACAAGAUGAGACAACUGUAGACGAUUCUACCACCGAACAACAAAAUACAUCAACACUAUUUAAUGCAAAUGAUGCAGAUGCAACACUACCGAUUAUUGAACGUCCAGCUUCAGUAGCUAAAGUGACAUCAACUGAUGAAUCUACAAUAACAGCGAAUGUUGAUUCCACUGAUUCGCCUGUUAUUCUAACAGAAAACUCACCAUCAUCCGAUGAAAUCCAACCUGUCGCAGUUACACCACGAAUCGGUUCAGCUUCAAAAAUUCCUCAAGAACCGACAGCUACCGAAAAUAAUAAUUAA